Molecule: messenger RNA, 1514 nt
Organism: Argentina anserina (silverweed cinquefoil)
Lineage: Eukaryota; Viridiplantae; Streptophyta; Magnoliopsida; Rosales; Rosaceae
Exons: 7
Coding region: 94-1164 (356 amino acids)
Cellular component (GO): nucleolus
Molecular function (GO): protein binding
Source: RefSeq, a predicted model, not a curated record
CCCUAAUUCCUCCUAAACCCCCCACUUGAGAGUUGAGAGAGCUGCUUCAUCUCCCUCCCUCCAAAUAAAGCUGUUUGUGAGAAGCCUCUCUGCAUGCCCAAGUCCCCAACAAGGACGCAGGACACUCUCAGCCCUUCCCUUCUUGCCUUCAAGCCUCGCCAAGUUCUUCUCCUUGCAAACAGUAACUUACCCAUGAAGCAGAGCAACCCCAACAGCUCUCCCGACCACAAGGGUCCUCUCCUCCACGCCGUUGCUAAGUUCCUCAAGGCCAAUGGGUUCUCCAAAACCCUCAAAAAGUUUCUUUCUGAAGCUCCAAUCGAGAAAAAUGGGAUGAAGGAUUCUUCACUGGAUUUGGAAGAGAUGUGUUGCAAGUAUUCUGAAAUGUGUAAUAAGGGCAAUACUAGUGAAAACAGUCAGAAGGAGAAUGGGAAUGAUCCAGCUCCAGAGAAAUUUAUAAAACCUAAGGACAUGAAGAAAAACAAGAAGAUUUCUGAAGUACUCGAUCAAGGUGAUGAACAAGUAUGCGUAGAAGAGACACAGGAAAAAUUUGAGGAUAAGAAGAAAAAGAAAAAGAAGUUAAAUGAUGCCAAUGAAAUUAGUGAAACAAUUGCAGAUGAAAACCUAUUGGAUGUUAAAACUAAAGUAAAGAAGAAUAAGAAGAAAAGUUCAGGUGGCAAGGAUGAGGAGGUAGUCGCCAUGGGAGAUGCAAGUGACACUGUUUUGAAAAAGGAAGGUUUCAAAAUAUCUGAUGUUGAUGCUACAGAUGAUAAGGAAAACAAAAGCUCCAGAAAACGGAAAAGAUUGGAUUGUGAAGAAAAUGAUUCAGUGCCUGGGAAGAGCAAAGAAGAUGAAUGUUCUGAGAAGUCUUCCAUGCAGAAGAGCAUAAAGAAGCAGCGCAAUGGUUCAACUGAGCCAAAAAAGGCAUUUCAAAGGGUAAAAUUGGAUGAUGUGGUAUUCACAGAUGAGAAGCUUAAAGAUAACUCUUACUGGGCAAAGGAUGGUGCAGAGAUUGGCUAUGGUGCAAAAGCUCAGGAAAUUCUUGGUCAAGUAAAAGGAAGGGACUUUCGGCAUGAAAAGACCAAGAAGAAGCGUGGAACAUACAGAGGAGGGCAGAUUGAUCUACAAUCACACUCAGUGAAGUUCAAUUAUUCUGAUGAAGAUUGACUGGAAGUCUUCACGGCCUAAGCUCAAGAAGUGCUUGCUUUUAUGUUCGUUGCUUUGGAGAACACAUGCAGAAGAAUUAGCCUUGCUGGAGUUGUAUGGUAAAGGUGGUGCCAUUAAUGAAUUUUGGGUUCACUACAUGUACUGCAUAUUACGAGUUCUUUUUCCCCUUUUAUUUGUCUUUGGCUCUAAUCCUGGCAUCAACCAAGAAAUGUCCCUUUGUAAUUUUUUGUUGAUGCUACAAGGAUAUAAUUAACGGACUUCCUUAGAUCAUUCAAUUCGAUUGACUAUCAGAUACAGAGUUUAGUAGAUGAACGGUUCUGGCUAAGUUUGCUGGGCACCAAUUCUACCCA